Molecule: messenger RNA, 2085 nt
Organism: Geodia barretti
Lineage: Eukaryota; Metazoa; Porifera; Demospongiae; Tetractinellida; Geodiidae
Source: the annotation of a GenBank genome assembly
AUGCUCGACUUUCACGGCGAUGAACUCGAAGUCGUCGCGAUCAACGACCUGACCGACUCCGAAACCAACGCGCACCUGUUCAAGUACGACACCAACUACGGCCGCUACCCGGGCGAGGUCGAUGUCAUCGACGGCGACCUGGUGAUCGACGGCCACCGCAUCGCCGUCAUCUCCGAGCGCGACCCCGGCCAGAUUCCCUGGGGCGACCACGGCGUUGAGAUCGUCGUCGAGAGCACCGGCAUCUUUACCGACGCGUCCAGGGCCCGAGGUCACCUCAACCAUGGUCCGUCCAAGGUCGUCAUCUCCGCGCCGGCCAAGAACGAAGACCUGACCAUCGUGCUCGGCGUCAACGACGACGCCUACGACCCGGCCUUGCACCACGUCGUUUCCAACGCCUCCUGCACGACCAACUGUCUGGCGCCGAUGGCCAAGGUGCUCGAUGACACCGUCGGGAUCAAGAGCGGGAUCAUGUCGACGAUCCACGCCUACACCAACGACCAGGCCAUCCUCGACACCGUCCACAGCGACCUGCGCCGCGCACGCGCCGCCGGGAUGAACAUCAUUCCGACCACGACCGGCGCGGCCAAGGCCGUCGGCCUCGUCCUGCCCCACCUCAACGGCAAACUCAACGGCAUGGCUUACCGCGUCCCGACCAGCACCGUCUCCGUCGUCGACCUCGUCAUUGACGCCCAGCGCGCCACCGACGCCGAAGAGAUCAACGCCGCCUUCGAGAAGGCCGCGAACGACCUCGAGUCGCCACUGCACGGCAUCCUCGAGUACGAGACCGCCCGCUGGCGUGGCGCGAUCUCUGAGAAAGACCUUGAGUCGGCCCUCCGCGAAGUCCGCCUCGCCUUGCUCGAGGCCGACGUCAACUACAAGGUCGCCCGCGACUACAUCAAAGCGGUCCGUGCCCGAGCCAACACCGAAGAGGUGAUGCGCUCGCCGACUCCGCUCAAUCGCGUCGUCGAAAUCAUCAAAGACGAACUAGUCUCACUGCUCGGCACGGAGUCGCCCAGCCUCCAGAGAGCCUCGCAGGGCCCGACCAUCAUUCUCAUGGUCGGACUGCAAGGCUCCGGCAAAACGACGACAUCGGCCAAGCUCGCCCUCCGAGCAAAAAAGGCCGGCGAUCGUCCACUCUUGAUCGCCGCCGAUGUCUAUCGUCCAGCAGCGAUUGAUCAGCUCCAGGCGCUGGGCCGUCAACUGGACAUCGAAGUGUUCGAGCUUGGCGCAGAUGAGAAACCGGUCAAGAUUGUCAAGCAGGGGCUUGAACGCGCAUCCCAGAUCGGCGCAGGAACAGUCAUCGUCGAUACCGCCGGCCGCCUGCACAUCGACAAAGACAUGAUGUCCGAGAUCACCGACCUGCGUGACAAGUUCAAGCCAACCGAAGUGCUGCUCGUCGCCGAUGCGAUGUCCGGUCAGGACGCCGUCAAUGCGGCUGCCGCCUUCGACGAAGCUGUUGGCAUCACCGGCGUCGUCCUGUCCAAAAUGGACGGCGACGCCCGCGGUGGCGCAGCACUCUCGAUUCGCGCCGUCACCGGCGCGCCGAUCAAGUUCCUCGGUAUCGGCGAGCGGCCCGAUGCGCUCGAACAGUUCCACCCCGACCGCCUCGCCGGGCGCAUCCUCGGUCGCGGCGACAUGUCCACCUUGGUCGAGCGCGCCGAGCAAGAGUUCGGCGAACAGGACGCGAAGGUCUGGCGGCGGCGGUUGCAGGACGGUGAAUUCGAUCUGAACGACUUCAUCGAGCAGAUCAGCAAAGUCCGUCAGAUGGGGCCGAUCUCGCAGAUCGUGAACAUGAUCCCCGGUCUCAGCUCGAUCAAGGACAAGAUCCAGGUCGACGAGAUCGACGACGAUUUCUUCAACCAAUUUGAGGCGAUCGUGUUCUCGAUGACGCCCGAGGAACGACACAAACCCGACAUCAUCAACGGUUCCCGCCGACGCCGAAUCGCCAAGGGCAGCGGAACAUCUCCCCAGGAAGUGAAUCAACUCCUGAAUCAAUUCAAGACGGCGAAGGGCAUCAUGAAGGACCUCGCGUUGGGCAAGAUGCCAGGAAUGGCCGGCGUCCGCGCCCCGGCCGGCCGUCGCUAG